Molecule: messenger RNA, 519 nt
Organism: Trematosphaeria pertusa
Lineage: Eukaryota; Fungi; Ascomycota; Dothideomycetes; Pleosporales; Trematosphaeriaceae
Product: cytochrome P450
Exons: 2
Molecular function (GO): heme binding; iron ion binding; monooxygenase activity
Source: RefSeq, a predicted model, not a curated record
CAGCAGCGAAGUAUGCUCCAAGGACUAGCUACCCAGAUGUAUGACGUACACUAUAUUCGCAGUCAGAUCCUCCAGGGUAUGAUGGCUUUUCAGGAAACGACGGCCGUGCUUAUCGCAAACACCAUGUUUCUUCUUUCCCGGCACCCACGGUAUUGGUCACGACUACGACAUGAAGUCCGUCAGCGCGGCGAGGAGCUGCUCACCUUCGAAAACCUCAACAACUUCAAGCCUCUGCAGAAUAUUCUGAGCGAAUCCGCUGCGCUCCGCCUGUAUCCCAUAUUCCUCCUCAUGGGCCGCACCAGCCCCAGGGACACCAAGCUACCAGUUGGAGGAGGCCCCGAACAAUCGCAACCCAUAUAUGUCGCGAAAGGUACGCCCUUGUUUACGAGCUUGUACACACUCCAUCGCGAAGAGUCAUCCUUUGGACCAGAUGUGGAGACUUUUGUCCGAGACUGGUGGGAUAAGAUCCACCCCAAGCAAUGGGAAUACUUCCUAUUUGGCGAAGGACAACGGGUGUGU